AUGGCCGAUUUUUCUGAAUAUGCUGGUCCCAGCGCCGAAUGGCUGGCUGUGGAGGCAGCGCUGCCUGCGCCGCCCAAAGACCUGUCGAUAGAACAGUUGAAGGCACUACUGAACAAAGGCCGCGAAGAGUCCGCUGCCCAAGAUAUGAUCGACCAGGGACUCAGUUCUGUGGUCCAGAUGCACGACCACACAGUGACGGCUCGCGACGGUACACUUCUUGAAGCACGCACCUACCGUCCGGCCGGCGUGCCUAUCUCUGAACGUCUACCUGUUUACCUCCAUCUUCAUGGCGGCGGUUUUCUCUUCGGUACUCUUGCAUCUGAAGAUGCAACAUGCUCUCGCAUUGUUGACUCGCGCAACAAAAAUGGUACACCCAUCGUGGUCUUCAAUAUAAACUACCGACACACCCCUGAGCAUCGCUACCCUGCUGCUUGGGACGAUGUCGAAGAUGCCUUUGUUUGGCUACAUGAGCACAUCGCUGAAAUCGGUGGGAUAAGUGAACAGGUCGUUGUGGGCGGCAUUUCAGCGGGAGGGUGGCUGACCGCAUCGUUGGCACUAUCGCAGCUGCGUGGCGAGGAUAAGCGCUUAGCAGCUUGCCCGAAGAUUGCGGGACAGGUGCUUAUGAUCCCCUGUCUCGUCCAAUGGGACCACUAUGCACCUCGGCAGGAGAUGCUCAAGAGUCCUGAACUUUCUAGCUAUGUUCAAUGUGCCCAGGCUCCUAUCUUGCCGGUCGACCGCAUGAAGUUGUUUAGUGCGCUACUAGGAAUUUCUGAUGCAAAGGACGCCGCCGAGAACCUCCGAAUGAAUCCCGGAAAUGCAACUGCAGAGGAAGUCAAGAACUUGCCUCCCACCACCUUUGGAAUCGCAGGAAAUGAUCCGUUGAGGGAUGAGGGCCUCUUCUAUGGAAAGCACCUUGCCGAGAAUGGCGUCCCAACCAAGGUACAUGUCUUCCGUGGUGUGCCUCAUGGUUUCAGAAGGUAUGGGGACAAGUUGCCUGGAAGCAAGAAGUGGGAUGAGGUGAUGAGCGAGGGUAUUUCAUGGGCUCUGUCAAAGCCUGCCCCUGUGCCAUUUUUUAUUCACUCUGACUAG
Messenger RNA from Penicillium soppii, 1089 nucleotides. Its product is annotated as alpha/beta hydrolase. The record is from RefSeq and is a predicted model, not a curated record. The coding region runs from base 1 to 1089 and encodes 362 amino acids. Gene Ontology annotation, molecular function: hydrolase activity. NCBI's taxonomy places the organism in Eukaryota, Fungi, Ascomycota, Eurotiomycetes, Eurotiales, Aspergillaceae. The transcript has 2 exons.